GUCAAUAUUGUUUUCCCUCAAGAAUUAUUAUUCUGUAUCAAAGAAAAUCCAACUGCAACUAGUCAACAUAACGUCAACCUCACCUCCUCUUUAUGUACCCUUCAUUUCUGAUAUCUCAGUUGUAUAGUUAUCUUCUUUCCUUCCCUCCUCCUAAACGAUAAGCCUCAUUCUCCCUCUCUUACAAAAGUAACGAGCUGUUCUCAAGCCAAAUUCAUGGAAAAACAUUACUCCCACAAGGCACUGUUCUCUCUCUAUCUCCUCCUGCUUUUAGAAUUCUCAUCUCUCUCACUUCUCUCAUCUGCUUAUACUCCACGAGAAGAGCACUUCAUCAACUGUGGCUCAGACUCCAACGUCACAGUCAGCGGCCGGAACUUCGUCGCCGACGGCAAUUCCGACUCUCUCACCCUCUCUGCCAUUGGGAGCAGUCGUGUUAAAAGCACCGACACGUCAACACCCAAUUCUCCUCUCUACCAAACUGCAAGAAUUUUCAGUAACCCAUCUUCGUAUGAGUUUCAAAUAGUCCAAACCGGCACUUUCGUGGUACGCCUCCAUUUCUAUGCCUUUUCUUCUCCGAACAAGCUCUCCGAUGCUCGUUUCAACGUUACGGCUUCUGGGUAUUCGCUGCUAUCGAAUUUCAGUGUCCAAAACAGUGGUAAUUACAAUUCACCUGUGAUUAAAGAAUUCUUGCUCUCCAUUAAUGCUGCGAAGUACCCAAUUUACUUCUCACCUUAUCAAAAAUCAUCUUUUGCAUUCGUAAAUGCAAUAGAAAUAUUCGAUGCACCGGGUCAAUUCAUUCCGAAUUUGGCUCCUCAUGUCACUCCUGCUGGAAAUAACGGUAAUUACAGUGGUUUGCUCUUUAAUAUUCUCAAAAUAGUCCAUCGGAUUAAUGUCGGGGGCCUUACCAUCACGCCGGAAAAUAGUAGUACUCUCUGGGGGAAUUGGGUACCCGAUGAUGAUUAUCUUGUUAAUAAGGAUGCUGCAAUAAACAGUAAUCCUCAUAGUGCUACGCCUAAUUAUAAAAGUGAAUUGACAACUCAGUUGAACGGAGUCAUGGCCGCAACUGAAGAUUCAGCCCCUGUUAAUGUCUAUACGACUGCCAAACAGUUAAAGGGAGACGAUAGUAAUAUGUUGAGUUUUUCCAAUAUAACAUGGCGAUUUAAGGUGAGAGAAACUACUACACACCUUGUCCGGGUGCACUUUUGUGAUAUUGUGAGUCCGACCCUCAAUUUUUCGAUAUUCAGUUUCUACAUUUACAGCAAGUUCGGUCUGUUGGUCGAUCCAUACAACACAUUUCCCCAGUUGGCAGUUCCUUUUUACUAUAAUUUUGUGGUUGAUACUGAUGAUUCGGGUUUUUUGAAUGUCAUUAUUGCUCCCCGGAAUGAUUCGAAGAAUCAGGCAGCCUUUCUGAAUGGGGUGGAGAUUAUGGAGCUAAUCAAAGAUGUGGGAUCAGUUCCAACGACAACGAAGCCAACGACGAAACACUGGCUUAUAAUAGUUGGUUCAGUUGUCGGAGGUGUGACUUUGAUCCUCAUAUUGAUAAUGGUAGUCUUGUUUGGUUUGAAAUGCAGGAAAGCAAAGCCCUCUGAGACCUCAGAUUGGCCAGCAGUGCCUGUAUAUGUUGAUGUUGGCAGUUCUUAUAGUAAGAUUAGUCAACAAUCUAGCAGAGGCUCACCUCUUCCAAAUUUGAACCUCGGAUUAAAGGUAAGUUUUGCUGAUUUACUGUAUGCAACAAAUAAUUUUGAUACCAAAUUGAAAAUUGGUGAGGGAGGCUUUGGGAAAGUCUACAAAGGAACUCUUCGGAACCACAUGAGAGUGGCUGUUAAAAGAAGUGAACCAGGACAUGGCCAGGGCCUUCCAGAGUUCCAAACUGAGAUCAUGGUCUUAUCGAAAAUUCGCCAUCGCCAUCUUGUUUCUUUGAUUGGGUAUUGUGACGAAAGGUCUGAAAUGAUACUGGUUUAUGAAUUCAUGGAGAAGGGAACUCUGAGAGACCAUCUCUAUAAUUUAAAUGAAGACUCUAGGCGAUCAUCGUCUUCACGAUCCGAAUUGGAUUGGAAUCAAAGGCUGGAAAUCUGCAUUGGAGCAGCAAAGGGUCUUCAUUACCUUCACACUAGUUCAGAUGGCGGCAUCAUUCACCGUGAUGUCAAGUCAACCAACAUCUUGCUUGAUGAACAUUAUGUGGCUAAAGUUGCUGAUUUUGGUCUGUCAAGAUCAGGUCCCCCUGAUCAAACCUAUAUUAGCACAGAUGUAAAAGGAAGUUUCGGUUAUCUCGAUCCUGAGUACUAUAGGUGCCUGCAAUUAACUCAGAAAUCAGAUGUGUACUCUUUUGGGGUGGUUCUGCUUGAAGUUCUUUGUGCUAGACCAGCCAUUAGUAGGUUUCUUCCACGGGAUCAAGUGAACUUGGCUGAUUGGGGAAUGUCUUUUCAAAAGGAAGGACAGCUCGAAAAAAUUGUUGAUCCUUUCCUUGAGGGCAAAAUUAAUCCCAAUUCACUGAGAAAAUUUGGGGAAAUAGUGGAGAAGUGUUUGAUGGAUUGUGGUGUUGACAGGCCCGGAAUGAUCGAUGUGUUGUGGGAUCUGGAAUAUGCACUGCAGCUCAACCAAACCACAGUUCUAAGAGAACCAUAUGAAGACAGCACUGUAGAUGCUUCAUGGAAGUUGCCAUUACAUGUCGUUAAUCGCUUACCGUCUAAUAGCAUCACCAUGGAUGAAGAUGAAUGGACCCCGGGAAUGAUUGAUGGUUCAGAUACAAAUUUUUCAAAUGCUGGUGAAGUGUUCUCCCAAUUGAAAGUUGAUGAUGCCAGAUAAAUUCAUGCAGGACUAGGUUUGAAUCAUUCUGCAUUUGUUCCAAGCACCAUAUCUAGAGUCAUUGCUUGCUAUAAGGUAUUUGUGGCAAUCAACCUGGUUUUGGAGGUGGAGCUUCUUACGUAAGGUCUGGACUUUAGAGUAGGCUCAAGUAAGGAGUUUACUAUGAAAAUUUUAUUUUCGAAGUUUUAGGAUUUGAACGUUGUAAUUAGGGGGUUUGAUUUAGAGGAAAUAGCUUAUUUGCUUUCAAGAAUAAGGUAACGAACAUUUAACCCUCUCCAAAUCUUGUAAUGACGAGAGUCUCGUGUAUUAAGUACGUUUUUUUUUUUUUUAACUGCAAGGUUAUAUUUACUUGAGUCUAAUUUAGUUAAUUACACUCUUACUCUCCAAACGUGAAGUUCGGGAGUAUCCUGAGGUUCACGUAGUUCUGUUUAUUUUUCCGCAUUCUUUACUUAAC
This is a messenger RNA of Ilex paraguariensis (yerba mate), 3256 nucleotides long. Lineage: Eukaryota; Viridiplantae; Streptophyta; Magnoliopsida; Aquifoliales; Aquifoliaceae. The record is from the annotation of a GenBank genome assembly.